AGAUUUUCGAAGAUUGGUCCUCUUUUCUUGUCCUUCUCUUUCUCUUCCUCUUCUCUUCUCUUCUCUUCUCUUCAGAUUCGUAGGAAUAGGAUUAUGAUAUCUCUGUCUCAAUCGUUGCGUUUUGUUCCAAAUCUCAUUUUCUAGGGUUUUCUUUUGUAUUGCUGCUGCCACUCAACAUUUCAGUAACCAUCCGCAUUUCUUUUCCCGUUGCCGAUGCCGAAAUUUAGCUGAGGGAAUGUGUUGCUUGAUUACUGCUACAAUGAGGGAAAGUCAAGCCAAAUCAACAAAGGGUCUUAAAUGUGAUGAUAAAACUCCACAGGUCAAUUGGUUACUUCACUCCAAUGCUCACGAGAAUUUCUCGUGUCAAGCCAAGUUUUUGCGCUCCAAUUUUCUCUUCUCUAUCCCAUCUAAGAAGCCUCGCAAUGAAGAACCAACUGCUCCAACUGGCAGGUUUGUUGCUCAACAAGGUCAAAAUUCUCAGAGAGUACAAUUUGAGAAGGCUUGGCAUGCUCUUUCAAGUCUACAGAAUUCUGGUAGGAACUAUGUUCAACCUGGGAAAACUAUCAAGGUUACUCCUCAGUGUUGUGAAGACAGGAGAACAAAUUCCUUCCAAGGAAGUUAUGAGAAUGAUAAGCUCAGGGAAUCUGAUGUCACCACAACUCCAAUUGUUAUCAAUCACAGUUCUCGUGUUUCGGCUGGUUCAGUUAACAAUCAUAGCAAGUACACAGGCCAAAUCAAUGAGUCUACAAAAUGUAUGGCUGUUGAUAUUGAUGAUGAUGACAUACUUGAGAACAUUGAUGUUGACCAAAUUGUGGAGAAAUAUCAGUCAACAUGCACUCCCCAACCACCAAUAUCCAAGCUUCCACCUCUAACACCAACUGUAGAUAAAGACAAUUUUGAUAGACAGGGAAAUAAUGUUUUGCCACCAGAGCUCUUUGUAGAUUGCAUCCAUGGUUACAAGUUAGGGCUUUGCCCUGAAGCAGCAAGUCAUUUGCAGGAAUUGAAGGAUGAUCUGAUUGCUAUAUCUAAUGAACUGCUUGACAAUGGUGACAACCUCAGUUCUACACAGAUAGCAAAGCUUCGCCAUGAUAGGUCACAGCUGAAUAACCAAAUUCGGCAUCUUGAAAAAUAUCUUCAGUCCAGUAAUCUUAAUGAGGAAAGGCAGAAGUCUCAUUUUUCUGCUUCCACAGCACCACCUACAUCUUUUGUGUAUGAAACACCUCAGCAAACUGUCCUCUGUGAUGGACCAAAGAGAUAUGAUGCUCAGGCUUGUAUGGGUAAUGGGACACCUGGGUCAUUGUUUCAGUCCCUUCCAUCCUUUUCUGUAGAUAAGUAUAGCAUGUCAACAGGUCCAGUGGAGAGAGAAGCAUUCAUCCCAAAGAUUAUUGAAGUUAAUUACAUUGAAGGCUCUGGAGAUAAACGAUGGAGCAGACAGGAUUUUGCUUGGACAAAAAAGUUAGAGGUUAAUAAUAAAAAGGUAUUUGGAAAUCACUCAUUUCGCCCCAAUCAAAGAGAGGUCAUUAAUGCCACAAUGAGUGGAUGUGAUGUUUUUGUUUUGAUGCCCACUGGUGGUGGAAAGAGUCUGACCUAUCAGCUACCAGCCCUUAUUUGUCCUGGUAUAACAUUAGUAAUUUCUCCCCUUGUGUCCCUUAUUCAAGAUCAAAUAAUGCACUUAUUGCAGGCAAAUAUACCUGCUGCUUACUUAAGUGCCAAUAUGGAAUGGACAGAGCAGCAGGAGAUUCUCCGAGAACUUAAUUCUGACUACUGUAAAUACAAGUUGUUAUAUGUAACACCUGAGAAGGUUGCCAAAAGUGAUGUUCUUCUGCGACACUUGGAGAGUUUACAUGUUCGUGAGUUACUUGCAAGGAUUGUAAUUGAUGAGGCUCACUGUGUGAGCCAAUGGGGACAUGAUUUUAGACCAGAUUAUCAGGGACUUGGUAUAUUGAAACAGAAAUUCCCAAAUACUCCUGUUUUAGCUUUAACAGCCACAGCAACAGCUAGUGUAAAAGAAGAUGUUGUGCAAGCACUUGGUCUUGUUAACUGCAUUGUUUUUCGGCAAAGUUUUAAUCGGCCAAACUUAUGGUAUUCUGUUAUCCCAAAGACCAGAAAGUGUUUGGAAGACAUUGACAAAUUUAUUAGGGAAAAUCAUUUUGAUGAAUGUGGCAUUAUCUAUUGUCUUUCACGAAUGGACUGUGAAAAGGUUGCUGAAAAAUUACAGGAAUGUGGGCAUAAAUGUGCAUUUUAUCAUGGUAGUAUGGAUCCUGCUCAACGUACCUUUGUUCAAAAGCAGUGGAGCAAAGAUGAGAUCAAUAUAAUUUGUGCUACAGUGGCAUUUGGAAUGGGUAUUAACAAACCAGAUGUCCGCUUUGUAAUCCAUCAUUCCCUCCCAAAAUCUAUUGAAGGCUAUCAUCAGGAAUGUGGACGAGCUGGUAGAGACGGUCAACGUUCAUCCUGUGUAUUAUAUUAUAACUAUAGUGAUUAUAUACGAGUUAAGCAUAUGUUAAGUCAAGGAGCAAUAGAGCAAAGUUCCAUCACAUCUGGAUAUAACCGUUCAAAUAUGACAAAUUCAGGAAGGAUACUGGAAACAAACACUGUAAACCUUUUGCGAAUGGUCAGUUAUUGUGAAAAUGAUGUUGAUUGUCGGCGCCUUCUGCAGCUUGCUCAUUUUGGGGAGAAGUUCAAUUCUUCAACUUGUCAGAAAACAUGUGAUAAUUGCUUGAAGAUCACAAGUUUCAUUGAGAAGGAUGUCACUGAGAUUGCUAAGCAAUUGGUUGAACUUGUUAAGCUAACGGGACAGGUGGUCUCAUCAUCUCAUAUAUUAGAAGUGUAUCGUGGUUCCUUGAGCCAGAUGGUCAAGAGACACCGGCAUGAGAUUCUGAGCCUUCAUGGUGCUGGGAAGCAUCUAGCUAAAGGUGAGGCUUCCCGUGUAUUGCAUCAUCUUGUUGUUGAGGAUUUUCUUGUGGAGGAGGUAAAGAAAAGUGAUAUUUAUGGAUCGGUAUCAUCAAUAUUGAAGGUAAACAAUCCCAAGGUCCAUAAUCUGUUUGCCGGGCAGAGAAUUAUAUUGAGAUUCCCAUCCUCUGCAAAGGCAACAAAGCCAGGGAAAUCUGAUGUAACUCCAGCUAAAGGUUCUCUGACAUCUGGGAAGCUUAAUCUUCCAGUAAUUGACAUUCCUGCCCAGCCUCAAACUGAAGUGGAUUUGAAUCUUUCAGCUAAGUUAUACACUGCUCUGCGGAUGUUGCGGACAACUCUUGUUAGAGAAGCUGGAGAGGGUGUUAUGGCUUACCACAUAUUUGGUAAUGCUACAUUGCAGCAGAUCAGUAAGAGAGUGCCAAGAACAAAGGAAGAACUCCUUGAUAUCAAUGGCAUUAGCAAGACUAAGGUAAGCAAGUACGGGGAUCGGUUACUUGAAACCAUUGAAAAUACCAUAAAUGAAUAUUACAAGUCGGACAAAAACAGCAGCAGCAGCAGCAAAGGCAGUGCUGAUUCUACCAAAAGGAGGCGAGAGACAAAUGGAGUCCCAGAUGAAAAUGCUGAUGAUCGUGAUGCCUUCACCACAAGUACAGGUCGUUCAAAGAAAAGGACCGUAAAGAGACAAAAUAGAAAAGCUGAGAUAUAUGAUUCUGCGGAAGAAGAUUAUUUGCAUGGAUGCCUUGAUGAAGACUUAGAUUUGGACGUCAGAGAAAUUGGUGCAUUAGAUAAAACAACUUGUAAAAAUGAAGCAGGAAGAGUGCUACCACAAUGGACAGCAUCUUGAAAUGUUAUACGAGGAUCAUGUUGUAUAUGCCCCUUUCAGAUAUGUAUGCUGUCAUAGGCUUUUGGCGGAUCAAACUCGCAGUAAUUUAUUCCAUCGAUCAGCACCAUGCUGCUGUUUCAGUUACUUAGCCAUAUAUGUACAUAUAUGUACAUAUGCGAGGGUGCGGGUCCACUUGGCCGCGUGGUUCGAUGAGAUAAAAAAACACGGCUGUCUUGCAAAAUCACUUCGUUUAGAGUGUGCCGUAUGGCAAUGCUUUUAAGGAAUUUCUGCUUGGCUAUUGGCUGUUUGUAAUUUGAUUUUGAUGUGUUAUUUGCAGAGAAUAUAUUAAAUUACUGAUAAGAUUC
This is a messenger RNA of Abrus precatorius (Indian licorice), 4098 nucleotides long. Its product is annotated as ATP-dependent DNA helicase Q-like 4A. Gene Ontology annotation, molecular function: ATP binding; 3'-5' DNA helicase activity; four-way junction helicase activity. The transcript is spliced from 26 exons. Gene Ontology annotation, cellular component: chromosome; nucleus; cytoplasm. Gene Ontology annotation, biological process: double-strand break repair via homologous recombination; DNA replication. The coding region runs from base 236 to 3754 and encodes 1172 amino acids. The record is from RefSeq and is a predicted model, not a curated record. NCBI's taxonomy places the organism in Eukaryota, Viridiplantae, Streptophyta, Magnoliopsida, Fabales, Fabaceae.